AUGACCUCAGUCAGCACGUGGGCUGGAGUGUCGAUUGCUUGCUCCCUAAUGGUUGCGAUUUAUGCCCUGGCGCCGAUCUCCGGCGCAAACUUCAACCCCGCGGUGUCUGUCGCCCUCGGCCUGUCAAAGAAGUUGGACUGGAAGGACGUCGGCCUCUACUCGGUGACGCAGGUCCUUGCGGGGGCGUGUGCGGGCGUGGGCUACCGCUGCCUGUUCGGAGCCGGCUUCGAGCUCGAGCCUGUCACAGGCUUCUCGUGGUUGCAAGCGGGCGCCAGUGAGCUCCUGUACACGCUCAUGCUCUGCUUCGUGGUCCUGAACACCGCCUGCUCCGCGGCGAACGCUGGCAAGCACCAGUUCUACGGCCUCUCCAUCGGCUUCGUGAUCGUCGCGGGCGCAUACGGUGCCGGCGCCGUCUCCCUCGGAUGCUUCAACCCCGCAGUCGCCCUCGGCAUCGAGGCGAGCAGCUUGACCUUGGGUUACUCUCCAGUGUACAUUGCCUUCGAGCUCGCAGGUGCCGCGCUGGCUUCAGCACUGUACUCAGUGGUGCGGCCGGAGGAGUUCGAGCAGGGGCAGCCGGCGGGGAUGAUGGCGAAGGUGACGUCGGAGAUACUCGGGACUUACUUUCUUGUGCUGACCGUCGGCCUCAAUGUCCUCGGCGACGGAGAAGUGUUCUCCAUCGCGGCGUCGCUCAUGUGCAUGAUCUUCGCACUGGGUGAUGUGUCGGGGGCCCACUUCAACCCUGCGGUGACCGUGGCGGUCUGGGCGAUCGGGCAGAUCGACGCGGUUGACGCGGGCGUCUACGUGUGCUUCCAGCUCUUCGCCGGCAUCCUGGCAGCGCUCACCUACACCCUCAUCUACGAGGGAACCGGCACCGCCGCCACCUCCCUCGCCCCUGGCGCAGGCUACGGACUACCAUCGGAAGCCGCAGUGGCCGAGGUCUUCUUUACGUUCGUGCUCUGCUUCGUCGUGCUGAGCGUCGCCUGCUCGCCCAGCGCGAGGAAGGGCAGCUACUCGGAGGUCUUCGGGCUCGCCAUCGGCUCCUGCGUCACCGUGGGCGGCUACGCGAUCGGGGCCGUCUCGGGCGGCAGCCUGAACCCGGCGGUGUCGAUCGGCAUUGCGUCGGGCGGCGCGUUGGGCGGCGAGGGCAUCGGCGACUACUCGUACGGCGCGUACUACAGCCUCUUCGAGCUGCUCGGCGCGAGCCUCGCGGCCUGCGUGUACCUCUCGACGCACGCUGCGGCGGGCGUGGCGAAGCACGGUGGCGGAUUACAAGGUCGAGAUUGUGAGAACGGUUUCGAUGAAUUGUGGGGCUACCUUUGGUCCAUAGGUUCUACCACGCCCACUCCGUGCAGGCACGUGGCGGAUCACAAAGUCGAGGUUGUGGGCAUAAUUUUCGAUGAACUGUGGGGCUACCCGAGGGCCAUAGGUGCCUACUUGCAGGGUGCGCUCGAAGUCUGGAAGACUGUCGGGCUAGUGUUAGUAUGGCUGCGACACGCUUUCGCACAGGGCUACUCUAUGCCAGACAGCAUACCUACAAGCAUGCGGCUCACCAUGGACGACGCGGACGCGGGGAGGCUCCGAACCGGCCCUGGCAGCUACCUCCAUCAGAUGCCCGCGGUGAUGACGCUGAACACCCCGAUGGCCAUCUACGGCGACGAGUUCGGCCUGGCGAACAUGAGGCGGGCGCGCGGCAACGCGACGCCCGAGCUGCAGAGCGCGGAGGAGGUGGACCUGAACGACCUGCCGCCGUGCAAGAGCCACUUGCAGGAGCUGCGGAAGAACAACUUGAAGUACACCGACGGGAAGAACGCGCCCUCCAUAUCUCUCGGCUGCAUCUGGGACAGCCCCGCCCCCGACGCCGUGACCCCAGGGGGACAGGCCCCCACUGGACGGCACGCGGCGCCGAUGCGCCGCGUGCUCUCCGCGCGGCGGGCCCGCCGCGCCUCCGGCGAGGCUGGGCGGCUUCGCGUGGCCCGCCUUCGAGGCGCGGCCGUGGCCGGCGGAGCCCGACGCCGGCGGCGGCGAGGGGUGCGCCCGGCGCCAGGUGGCGGUGGUCGGGGCCGACCCCGCGGGCCUCACCCUCGCGCUGCUCCUCGCGCAGGCGGGCAUCUCCGUGGUGCUGCUGGACCCCCGGCGCAGCUUCGCGGCGACCAGCCGCGCGGCGACGUGGGGCGCCCACUCGCUGGAGCUCUGGGCGCGGCUGGGCGUGGAGGUCGAGGCCGCGGUGCUGGCGCAGGGUUCGGAUGUCGCCACCUGCAGGAGCUGCUGCUCGUGGGGCCAGGCGACAGGGAGCCGGUGCUGGCGGCAGAGAUGGAGGUGGAGGAGCGGCGAGAGUGCCUCGUGGCCCCGGUGGCCGUACACUUGCAGCAGUACCGUGUGGAGCGAAUCCUGCACGAUGCGCUGGCGGCGCUGCCUGCCGGCCUAGUGGACAUGCGGUGGUGCUGCACCGUGGAGGGCGUCAGCGCCGACGAGGAGGGCGUCGCGCUGCAGUGCACAUCGCCCGGGGCCAACGGCAAGCCAGCCAGCCAUGAGUUGAAGUCUAGCUACGUCGUGAUCUGUAACGCUGCCGCAAAGCUGCGCCUGGCGCUAGGGGAGACCACGCCCAACCCAGCACCCUCUGACAGAGUGACACAGACGGUGCUGUCCGUGGACCUGGAGCUCCGCGACGGCACGGCCCGCGCGGACCGCCGACUGCUGCUCGCCUCGCGCGCAGAGGGAGUGGUCGACCACGCCGUGGACACCAUGUCCUGGCUCUCCGUGUCGCAGCGGUCGCACCCCGACGGGCUCAUCCGGCUCGAUGCCAUCUUGCCCGCGGGGGUCGACCUGCACAAGGUGUCCACGGACAGGGCCGCCGAGGACCUCGCCCGGGGAGUGCUCGGCGAGGGGGCGGCGCGGGCCGUCCGCGGCAGCGUGGCGCAGCAGUUCCGCGCCGGAGCCGCGCACCGCGCCUCGCAGGGCCCCCGCGUCUACCUGUGCGGCGAGGCGCUCGCGGUGACGAGCCCCUUCGGGGGCGCGGCGGGGAACCUGGCGGUCCAGGACGCGGCGAACCUGGCCUGGAAGCUGGCCCUGGUGCUCCUGCAGGGGGCCCCCGCCGCCCUGCUGGAGACCUACCCGCGCGAGCGCGAGGCCGCCCGGGCCGCCGACGCGGCCGCCCGCCGGCGCGGCGAGCGCCUGCUGGCGCCGGCGGCCGCGGCGCAGCGCGAGGUGCGGCUGGCGGCCCUGUCGCUGCUGCGCUCGGGGCAGGAGCUGGGCGCGGCGCUCCUCGCGGACUGCGGGGCGCUCCCGUGCUGCUCGCUGCGCUCGGGCUCGCCGCUGCUGCUGCCGGACGAGGCCCGCCACGGCGGGCCGUCCGGGGCACAGUUCCAGGCCGGGGCGCCCGGGCCUGGGGACGUGCUCGCCGACUGCGCCGUGGAGGACCUGCACGCCAUGCUCGACGGGGAGUCGCAGGAAUCGUCGCGGCAGGGCCCCACUUUUCUGCUGAGGCACACUGGGGCGUUCUUCACAGCCGUGUUCUUUGCGAUGACCGUGGGGGACAUCCCUUGGGAGGCGCUCAAGCUCAUCGACCGCCCACGGACGCAGAUGACGACGGAGCUGCUGCGCAGGGUCGUUGUUGUUUUGGAUGCAUCCGCGCUGGAGAGAAUGUCCGAAGAGCACGCUACCGCCGUCGGGCUGGCGCGGCGCAUCGGCGUGCGCCUCAUGGCAGACCGGGAGGGGAGCGCGGUUCGGGCGCUUGACGCGCGCCCAGGCACCGUUGUUCUCGUCCGCCCCGACCUGCACGUGGCGGCGCGCUGGCGCGAGCUCCGCCCGCGGGAUGUCUCUGGCGCCCUCCUCCGCGCGACGGGGCACUUCCUUCACGAGUCGCCUCUGGCCGACCCGACUGCUCUGCAAGCGCAUGCCCAGCCUCUGGCAAGCACGCAGGUGGCCUCAGCAUCGGCCGCCGCGGCUGCGCUCCAUGGCCCCGCUGCGCAGGCGGCCGCCUGCAGGCUGCUGGACGACCUCGUCGAGAGGCUCGCGUCCGUGCCCUCGGAGGGGCGGCUCACGCUCCUGGCGAGCGCCGUGAUGCUCACCGCCGCCCGCGCGGGCAGCUGGGAGGCCGCCGAACGUGCGCUGGCGCUGGCAGCCUCAGCAGCGCUCUGCGGCCAGCCGAGCGACGAUGGCGCCGAGCUGGCGUACCGAUCCCCUCGAGGCAGCCGCCGCAGUCAGCCGGCAGACGCCACGAGCCAGCGGUGGGCCAGCGACGCGGCAGCGGCGACGGAGGCGAGCCUGCCGCUGCGGCUGCAGGAUCACCUGGCCGCGUCGUUCGAGGCCGGCGGCUUGGGGACAGGCGCUUGCUGGGGGCACAGCGCGGCCACCGGCACCGCCGCCGGCACCGCGCUCCUCGGCGAGCUCCUCGGCGGGCCUCUCGGGGAGGCGCCCGGGGUGAGCACCGGCCUCGUCUCGGCCGAGGUGGCCGCGGAGUGCCUCGCGCGCGCGCUGCAGCAGGACCCCGACGCGGGCUUCGCGUGCUCGCCGCCGCCGGCCGGGCUGCGAGGGCUGCGCGAGCGGCUGGCGGGCUCCUUAAGCCAGGCGGAGGGCCUGGACCUAACGCCCGACGGCGUCUUCGUCCUGGAGGGCCCCUGCGCAGCGCUGCGCCACCUGCUGCGCGGGCUGCUGGCGCCCCCGGAGCCCGCGCCGGCCCGCGGCACGCCCGCGGGCGGAGCUGGCGGCAGCGCCGCCGCGGAUGUGGGCGGCGGAGGCGGCGAGCUGCAUGCGCCGCCGCCGCUCGCCGAGGUCGCAGCCGACGGCCCGGAGGAGGGCGUGGCCGCGCGCGAGCCGGGCGAGGGCGCCGGCCCCGGCCCGCCCGCGGAGGUGCUGCUCGUGGGGGCGUGCCCCGAGGCCUGGCUGCCGGCCCUCGGGCCCUGGCGCGUGCGGCGCUUCGACCCGCCGGGCGGGGCGGAGGGCGGCUUCCGUGUGCGGGCGGAGGACGUGGCCCGCAACGUGGCGGCCGAGACGCGCGCGGUGCUGCUGCCGCUCUUCAGCGCCGUGACGGGCCUCGCGCUGGAGGCGCCGGAGCUCUCCGCGCUGGGCCGCUUCGUGGACCUCGAGGCGCGCCGGCGGCAGCGGCUGACCCCCGCGGGCGCCGGCCACGGCCUGGUGCUGCUCGUGGACGUCACCGCGCGGGGGCUGCAGCUCGACGUCGGCGCCGCGGGCGAGGCCCUGCCCGUGCUCUCGCGGUGCCAGCAGUGCGUCGUCUUCGGCGAGCUCUUCGGCGGCUUCAGCCCCGCCCCGGCGCUGCAGGCGCAGUAUGCGGCCGCAACCGCCGACGCCCUGCGCGGCGCCCUGGCGGCCGCCGCCGCGGCCGCGCGCGCCGCCGGCAGCGGUGCGUGCGGUGGGUCGCUGGCGCAGGCUCUCGCUGCGGCGCUGCCCCAGGAGGUGCGCUGCCUGGAGGGCCUCCGCCGCCGCCGCGAGGUGCUGUGCGAGGCGCUGCAGGCCGCGGGCCUGGCCGUGGUGGGCGGGCGGCCCCGCGCGGGCCACUGGCUCGCCGCCAGGCUGCCCGAGGACGUCGACGAGGUGGACUACUGCGAUGCGCUGGACAGCUACGGCGUUCGCGCGGUGGCCGGCGCACCCUUCGGUGUGCCGGGCUGCGUGCGGCUGGACUUCGCCGUGCCCUUCGACGCCCUCGAGGACUCCCUGGGCGCCUACGCCGCCGCGGUGCAGGACGUGCGCCAGUGGCAGCGGGACGGCGGCGCCAGAGGGCCCCGCUACAUGGCCAGGAAGCAGUCCGCGCGCAACUCGAUGGCGCUGGCCGUGGCCAAGGGAGACGUCCACGCGCUGCGCGCCUCCGUCGCGGACGCCGAGGCCGCGCGACUGGGCGCCCCGGAGCUCGCGGCCGCCAGCGAGGCGCUGGCGGUGCUCGUGGCCCAGUCGGACGGCGCCGAGGAAGCGGGGGCGACGCCCGCGGGCUCGCUCGCGGACGCGGCGGGCGAGUCGCUGCGGUCGGAGACCCCAGACGUCCAGGCGCUGACGGCGGAGCUGGACGCGGACGCGGAGGGCGGCGAGGAGCUCUCCGAGGCAAGCGGCGGCGCCGAGGCGCCUCGCGAGGCAGAGGCCGACGUGGAGGCCGACGCGGCCGACGUGGCCGCGGCGGAGCAGGCCGGCAGGGCUGCGCACCUGGGGGCGCAGCUGCGCCGCGGGGCGCGCGCCCUGGCGUGCGUGGUGCAGACCACGGGCAGCAUCACGACCGAGCUGAUCGCGCAGGCCGGCUUCGAGCUCAGCGCGAGGUCGGCGCUGGGCGCGGGGUCCCACGCGGUCUUGCGGCUGCCCGAGGCGGAGGUCAGCCUGGUGAGCAGGGCUCUGGACGCGGGCGCCGAGGGCGUCCUGCUGCCCCGGGUGGCGUCGCCCGGGGAAGCAGAGGCCUUCGCCGCGCUGGUGCAGGAGGCUCGCGACCGCCUGCGCGGAGACGACGCCAUCGAGUGGCACGAGGAGUGCGAGGAGGAGGAGCCUGAGGCGCCCGCGAAGCAGGCGGGGCAGCAGGCGAUGGUCGACCCCGCCGUGCCUCACGCGACGCCGCCGCCGCCGAGGCCGCUGGUCGCCGUGGAGCUGGACCCCGCGAGCGGGCUCGACGUGGCGGAGGCCGUGCUCGAGGUCGCGGGCAUCGACCUGGUGCUCGUCGACCCCGACCGGGCCGCCGAGCACAUCGCGGCGCGCCACGGCUGCACGUACCAGCCGAGCUCUCGGGGCGCGGCCCUCGUGGAGGACGGCCACGCUGGAGACCUCGCCGCGGGCGGGCCGCGGGUGCAGGCCGCGGACGGCGACGCCGCGGCCGCCGAGGAGGACCCGCCCCGCGGCGCCUCGCCCACCGCGGAGGGCGAGAUGCAGCCCACGGCGCCGCAGAGCGCGGCCCCCGCGUUCCGGCGGGGCGUCGGGGCGCGGCGCAGCAUCACGGAGGAGCUGAAGGCGCCCUCGAUGGGCCCGCGGCGGCAGAGCGCCGCCGCCGCGCUCUCCUCCAGGGCCUCCGAGGAGCUGGCGCAGUUCUGGGCCCGCUUCGACGCGCUCCCCGCCCGCGCGGCCGAGUGCCAGAAGCUGCUCGGCUGCUGCGCGCACACGCGCUCCUCUCCCGUCCAGCUGCUGCAGGCGGGGCACUGCGUGGUCGUGAUCGCUGUCGACACCGCCCUGCUUCGAGAGGGUGCCGUGAGGCACGCAGCCGAGAUGAAGACGGACAGGGACAGCACGCAGCGCCUCUUCGUGACUCCCCUGGAGAGCGCGCGGGCCAGGCUGGCCAGCAGCGCGCUGGUGGCCCAGCUGCGGCGCCACAAGGUCGCCCUGGGUGCCUUCGUGCACCUGAGCGACCCCCUGACCACGGAGACGCUGUCGCUGGCCGGCUUCGAGGCCGUCGUGCUGGACCACGAGCAGGGGCCCGGCGACCUGGUGAACGCUGUGGGCCAGAUCCACGCGGCUUCCAGCGCGGGUGCGCACACGCUGCUGCGAGUGCCAGGACAGGACCAAGCGUACCUCCGCCGUGCGCUGCAGCUCGGCGUCGACGGCAUCAUCCUGCCGCACACGGAGAGCGCCGAGCAGGCGGCGGACUUCGUGGCCCUGGCACGCCGCUGCUGGCCGUCCGCCGCGCAGCGCAGCGGCGGGGGGCCGGUGGCCAGCGUCCUGCGGCCGAACGCUGGCGCGGCGAGCAUGCAGCACCUGCGGAGGCGUGGGGAGGAGCUGCUCCUGAAGGCCUGCCAGGUGGAGACCGAAGCAGGCCUCGCGGCCGUUGCAGACAUCGCGCGGGUGGAGGGCGUGGACAUGGUCUUCUUCGCGCCCGUGGAGCUCGCGGCGUCCAUCUGCCGCGGCGCGGAGGCGGGCACGCUGUCCGCCCUGGAGGGCGCCGAGGCCGAGGUGAAGAAGGCCAAGAAGCUGCUGGGCGGGAUGCUGGUGCCGGGCCGCUCGGCGGAGCAGAUGUUCGCCUUGGGCUACGACUUGAUCUGCACCACCAGCGACGUCAUCCUGCUCCGCAGCGCGGCGGAGAACGUCAUCCGCGAGACGAAGCCGCCGGCGUCAGGGCCCACGGCUGGCUGCGUGAGCUGGGUGGCCUCCGGGAGGCGGGGCCGCCUCGCGCGCGACGAGGAGACGCUCGUCGCAAGGCUGAAGAAGAGCAGGGACGCGCGCGCCCUGGGCGUCAUGGCAAGGUUUGGGAGCCCCAGCGCCGCGGAGCUCGUCGCACGCUGCGGCUUCGAGGUGGUGGUGGUGGACCACGCGCGCGGGCCCGGGGACCUGCUGGGCGCGGUGGGCCUGGUGCACGCCGCAGCGAGGAUGGGCGCGCACGCGAUGAUUCGGGUCCCCGGCAUCAACCCCGCACACCUGCGGAGGGCGCUGCAGCUCGGCGUGGAGGGGGUGAUAUCUGCAGGGCUGGCGCCCGCUGCCGCAGCGGGCAUUAGACAGCAUACCGACAUCGUCUGCUCCAGGUGCGGCGUCUGCUGGCCCACCGACAUGUUUCCACAGCGGGCCCUGAAGCGGGCGUCCCUUGCCGAUUGCAGGACGCACAACGGCAAGGUGCAUCCUACUUACGAGGAGACGCUACGGGCCACGGGCCAAUUCGUCCGCGACGACGAAGCCCACGCCGUGCUCGACGAGCUCAUUGCGCUCCGGUACACUGCAGCCCAACUUCGCUUCGCGUUCCUGGUUCUACUCGAACAAGAUGCCGCCCCCGCGUCUCUCUACCGCAAGUACGAACGACCGCUUAUGAAGGACUUCCUGGACCGAGGUCUCGGCGCCCGCGCCGCCCAGAAAAAUUGCAUGGUCCUGCUGCGAGCCACCUGGCUGCAGAACGGCAACAGCGACGAAAAUUGGAAGCUGGGCCGAGGCCACACUUUCGAGUCGCCAUCUGAGUUCGUGCACCGAAGCACCAAAGGCGUUCUGGACAUCAAGAAUUACGGGUUCAACAAUUAUGCAUCAGGCUUCGACUAUACCAACAUAUUCCUGGACAUCGUCACUGGCGCGGCGUCGUCUCACGCGCAAGUUCUGCUCAACAUAUUCGUUUGUAAGGUAUGGCUCAACCACGGGUCUUUUUUCGCCAUGUUCUUGAUAGCAUACGCUUAUGUGCAGACGCAACCGCGCCAGGUAGGUCCGUUUGUGGCCAUGCAGAUUCUCAAUGCGUUCCACCGGAAUGCUUUGUCGCGCAAGCUCUCAGGCACGUCUAUCAUCGCGCGGCUCUGCGAAAGGAGGCAGAUAUAUCCUGGCCCUGGGACACGCGUUUUGCUAGGAUUGCGCGGGUUCCCCAGCGGGCUCAUGGGCAAGAAGAAGAAGACGCCAUCCUCCCGCAUGCAAAACACAUUGGACCGGCGCGAUGCAUUAAUGUGCGACGCCGCGUUCGCAGAAAUGGCAUCCCAGUGGGGGCCGACAGGCAAGCGGGCGGCCGAAUUGAUCGGCAUGGCUCACCUGCGUAGCUGCGGCUUUGCCGAAGAGAGCAUGGUUUGCGAGAUCGGGUCCAAUUUAUCUCGGUCGCGAAAGCGCGCCCGUGCCUCGCACUGGCCAGACGAUAUCCGCGAUGGCUUCGUGCUGUCAUUGCGCGCACUGUAUUUCGCAGAGCGUCGGGCUCUCUGGACGCGCUUGGCCCGGCGCAAGGUCGCCGAGCUCGCCAUGGCCCCGAAGAGCUCGAACGCGACUUACGAGUACGCCCCGGAGCAGACCGCAGCCACCACUGCGAAGGCGGCAGACGCGGGGAAGAACCGCGACUACGUGUCGCUCUACACGGAACACAUCCACAUCGAGCUCCUUGACAUCAACAAGAAGAAAGCGAACGGGGUCCGCGUCACCAUCGCCGACGGCGCGAGCUUGCGCUUCCGCGAGGAGCGCAAGACCCACGGCCUCACCACGCUGUGGAAGGGCGCCGUCGCCGUCCACGACUUGGACGAGGCCCCCGCUGGCGCCCAGAUCGCGCAGCGUGGCUUCACCAGGGCGCUCAGCAAGGGCAGCCCGAAUCCGAGCUGGGCCCACGUCCACGCGGCAUUCGGCCAGUCCGCCCGCGCCACAGCCAACGCGCAGAAGCACGUGCUGCAGACCACCGCAGACCUACUCCAGCACAGCUACAUCGAAGCCGAUUUCGUCGUGCCGCCGACGGGGAAACACAACGGUUUCACAGUCUCCAGCGUCCGCAACCAGAACCGUGUCCAGCUCGCUCGGUCCUUCAAGAUGCUCGACGGCACCGACCGCACGGUCAAGGAGUUGCACAACUUCUGCGUCGUCGUCGCCAAGAACAUCCCCGAGAAGAUCCUCGCGCCGCUGCGCAGCCUGCAGAAGAAGUGCCCGCAGUUCAUCACGUGGACCACGUGUGACCCGAACACGGCCAUGGUGGACACCGUCCCUUCUGCCCUGACCGCCAAGGCGCCGGCCGCCCCCGCGUCCGUCAAGAAGCGCCCGGCGGCGGCCGCCGUCGGCGGUGCCGUCGCGAAGAAGCCCGCCAAGAGGGCGAAUAAUUGA
Molecule: messenger RNA, 10449 nt
Organism: Prorocentrum cordatum
Lineage: Eukaryota; Dinophyceae; Prorocentrales; Prorocentraceae
Source: the annotation of a GenBank genome assembly